AUGGAUGAUAUUCCAACUUGUUAUCAUCUACAGAAUGGUGAUUCACUGGGAACAAUUCUGGUGUCAAACAUCCUCACUGGGGACAAUUAUCAUACAUGGAGCAGGUCCAUGGUCAUGGCGUUUAAAGCAAAGAACAAGAUUGGAUUUGUGGAUGGAUCAAUUCGUCAACCAAUUUUCACAGAUAAUACAUACGAAUUAUGGGAAAGAUGCAACAAUAUGGUGUCUUCUUGGUUAAUCAAUUCUGUUUCAAAAGAGAUUGGUUGCAGCAUAAUAUGUGCAAAAUCAGCAAGGGAUAUGUGGCUGGAUUUAAAGAAUCGUUUUACUCAAGGUAAUGGUCCAAGAAUCUAUCAAUUGCAAAAAGAUUUGUCAGUCUUGAUGCAAGCAGAUUUAUCUGUACGAGAUUAUUAUACAAGAUUCAAAUCUUUAUGGGAUGAAUUGUUAGAUUACAAUCAAGUUCCUUCAUGUUCAUGUGGAGCCUUACAAAAGUGCAAUUGUGGUGCAAUAAAGAUCUUUCUGGGAUAUCAAGAUCGACAACACGUGAUGCAGUUUCUGAUGGGUUUAAAUGACAGUUUUUCUCACAUCAGAGGGCAAAUUCUGAUGUUAGAUCCUUUACCAGAAAUAAACAAAGUUUUUUCUUUGGUAGUACAAGAAGAAAAGCAAAGAGAAAUUAGCAAGAAUGGUAUUGUGGAUACUGUUGCUUUCAUGAGCAAAGUGCAAGAUUCAAACACAGAAAUGAGAAAGUUUAAUUCUGGAAAACAGCAGACAAGAAGAGAAAAAUUGUAUUGCACUCAUUGUGGUAUGAAUAAUCAUACAAUGGACAAAUGUUACAAGAUUCAUGGCUAUCCUCCCGGAUUCAAGCAAAAUUUCACCAAUAGUCGAUAG
Molecule: messenger RNA, 882 nt
Organism: Juglans regia (Persian walnut)
Lineage: Eukaryota; Viridiplantae; Streptophyta; Magnoliopsida; Fagales; Juglandaceae
Exons: 1
Coding region: 1-882 (293 amino acids)
Source: RefSeq, a predicted model, not a curated record